Molecule: messenger RNA, 734 nt
Organism: Phytophthora infestans T30-4
Lineage: Eukaryota; Oomycota; Peronosporomycetes; Peronosporales; Peronosporaceae
Product: thioredoxin, putative
Exons: 1
Coding region: 57-374 (105 amino acids)
Source: RefSeq, a predicted model, not a curated record
GACAAGCAGUGAAGCUAAGGAACAACAAGAUCAAACAAACCAUACACCCAUCUAAGAUGCCUGUCGAGAUCAACACCCCCGAAGAGUUCAACGCCGCUAUCGGCGAGAAGAAGCUGACGGUCGUGCAGUUCUCUGCGCCGUGGUGCGGCGGCUGCAAGAUGGUGGCCCCCAAGGUGACCAAACUGAUGGAGUCGGACUUCGCUGACGUCAAGUUCCUCAAGGUGAGCGCGGAGGAGCUAGAGGAUUUCUGCGAGGAGAUCGACGUCGACAGCUUCCCAACGUUCCGCGUGUACAAGGACGGCGAAGUGGCGGCGUCUUACGUGAGCUCCAAGUUUGAGAAGGUAGAGCAGUUCAUCCGUGAGAAUGCGAAGUAAGCGUGACGGCGAUUUGCGACCGUCUAUCAAAGCUCGCGCAUGGUGAUCUACAAGCUUGAUGACCUACGCUAAGAUGGUGGAGAGCGAGUGAGUUUGGUCCCCGGCAUUGCGUAUCGGCAGUGGACUGAAGGAUGCUACUAAUAUAUUGAAAUAGGAAACCAUUUUAACGAAGACCCUGAGCCUCAGGCUCAUUCUCAACCGGAAAUAUAGACCGCAUGCGGUCCCAGGAGGACAAAUAGAGUCUUCUAAUUGGCUUACGGGGUAGGUGGUCGCAUGCGACGAAGUUCAUAAAAAGACGCUCAUGCGGCAAUUUGCCCGCAUGCGCUAAACUUGCCGCACAGUAGAGUGUAGGGGUCGAGU